AAUAUUUUCUAAAACAUCAGGUACUGCUUUUCCCCUUAAACUGGCUUUCUCUUCAGGAACAACUUAUAGCUCCGCUGGCUGACUGGGUUCCUCCUCUGAAUUUUGGCCCUAGUUCACUUGAAGCACUAAAGGCAUUUAAAGUAUUUAAAGUGCAUUCCUAGCUUUGAGCAGUUAAUGGCACCGAAGUCAAAAAGAUCACUCAAAAUACUGCUUUAAGUGAGACUAAUCUACUGAGUACCUCAGCAAAAAAAAUGGGAUCUCACAGCUGACCAGAGUUAACCAUCUGAGUCUAACAAUGAGUAGUGAGUAUUUUAGCAUUCCAGCACAAACACAGAAGGGAAAAAAACACGUGCGAAUUAUAAUGUAAUUUGAAACACAAAUCAAAACGAGGAAAUUGAUUUUCUUGUGUAUUGUUCUUCAGCUGGUAAAAAAAGUAGCUGCUUAUUUGCCACAGAUCAUCCUCUUGCAUUUUUUCUCAAACACUGUGUACUCUCCUGGAUUCUUAGAUUUUGGAACUGGCACCCUGCUUUUUUGGCUGUUGGACUGAAUCUAUGUUAUGUCUGCAGUUCAUUCCUCUAUUCCAAACCGAAGAUGUGAUGUUUAAAAUAAUGUCUAUAUUGUUGUACUACAUUUUUUUAAGUUUCAACUUUUAUAUUCCUAGCCUCAUGCUUUAGAUUUGCAGAGUACACUUACUGUGCUUGCAGCUAAAUGAGGGUAGUAGUUAUCAAACCAGUUUUGAACAGCAAUGACGCUCUGUCCUUGCUUAGGGCAACUAAGCCUGGAAAGAUCCCAAUCUGUGAAGGUCAGAUUGUCUUGUUAGGAGUACGUGGUUCAUGGUAGAAAUUAUUUCCAUUAGAUCAGAUGUAUAUGUAUAUAAAUAGCAGAACCCAAACCAGAUAGGAUUCUUACAGGAAAAGCUAUACAGCAAAUGAAGUUAUUGCAUCAGAGUUUUGUGUUUUAUGUUUUUCUUAAACGUAUGACACGGGGAGCAGAUUCAUAUUUCUUUUUACAACAAAUCGGAUUCUAUCUCAAAAGUCUAUUGUUCUUCAGCAAAGCUAAACAAAGAGUGCAAAGCUUGCUAUUUAUUCUGUGUCUCAAGAUGACAUGAUACUAUCUAUGUAUUGUGCAUUGCACAAUAAAAUGUUAUAUAACCCCAGGUUUUAUUUUAAGAGAAUGCCCAUUUUGGACAACAGUGACAAAAUCAGUUCCUUAUGCUGUGCUUGAGCAAAGCAUCUUUUCAGGGGAACCAUCUUGCUGAAGAAUGCAGGGCAAAAGCCAGCAGCGGAGUCAUACUCGGCAUAUUCCGUACCAGAAAACUUCAGUACUCAGAGAACUUGCCAUUUUAGUUGUUAUGUCCAUACAAUAUUUGCUCAAACCGAUCUCUAGAAACCAGUGGAAGCCUUUUGGUAAGUUUCAGCAGGCAGUGUGUCAUCAUGCAAACAGAAACACAAGAACCUAAGAGCCAGUGAGCACAAACUGACUGAGGAGCGGGUUGGUCAAGGUAUUGAUUGCAGAAAUCCAUGCAAAAUUCUCAGGUGACUUGGCUUCACUUAUUUUUCUGUAAUCUUCUUAGAACUCCUGCCAAACUCAGAAGACCAAAACAUGGGAACUGUUUAUAGUAAGCAACAAAACCAAUCCAUACAAAGCUAAGUUCAUCAUUGAUAUAAAACAACUGUCUUCAGUAAAGUUGUGCCAGAGUUGAAUGUUGCUCAGCCACUUUGUGUAUGUCAGCAUGGUCUCUAAGGCACUGAUCGCAGCACUACAAAUAAUUGUUGUAUUUAAAAUAAUCCAUUGCCAUCCAUUUUGCUGUUGUUGUUGUUCAUUCCAAAUGAAAAUAUUUUGCAGAUGGAUACAAGUCAUGUGUAGCCUGGGGCCCACAGUUUCCAUUCUUGCAUCUAGGACAAAAAAACAUCUUCCAUGAAAAAAUAACCAGAUAUUUAAUUACCUUUCCUAAGGGUAUUUUGGAAGUUGUCUCCCCCAGCUGUUUUGUAGAUGUAGCACUGGGUGUGCAUCUGCACCAUUCUGCUCGGCCUCUGUGGCCAAGGGGCUGUGGGUGCGGGCACAGAAGCGAGAAGCAAUCUCUGGAAAGCAGCUCCUGUCGUCAGGAUCAGCCACCCCGUUGGGAGGGACUGGGACUGCAUUUCUAAUAUAACUGUUAUAUAUUUCUAAUAUAGCUCUAGUCCCUUAAAAAAUAAUUACUUGGAUUCUGAUCUGCUUUAGAACACGUUAGAUCGUGACGGCUUAAAGAGCUGUAUUUUGUCCACCUUGGUCUCUAGACUCUAACUUUGGUUUAAUUCCCUUUUUGCAGGCAGCCCGAUACAGUAGCUCUAAGGAAGAUGUGAUCUCCACAGCCACUGAAAGAGGAGUCAAUUCUGAAGCAAUGUGAUAGCUGAAAUUUAUUAUUUUUUUCUGUAAAGUACUUAAUCUUUAAUCAACAAACACAUGAGACGGGAAUGUCUUUUAGAAGAUCCAUAUUAUGUGUUUCUGAGCCCUGUCUCAUCACCUGGGAGAACAUGAUGAGUCCCACUGAACUCUGCAAACAUCCAGAUGAGAUCACUUCAAAACACCUGUAAUAUGUAGUGGCUUUUGAACAAUGAUUUCUUUUCUUUUCCACUUCUAAAGCACACAGGAAGCAUCCCAGUUUCAUUUAGUAUCUAGGCAUACCUCUGAAGUGGCAUUAUGCAUAAACUCACUAAAAGUUAGAUAAAAUGGCCUCCCAUGCCUCAACAAAAGUGUUUGCUUGGGGGCUCCUCACUGAUGUGUGAUGCAACCUGCAUGUUCCUCUGAAUGUUCUGUACAGGAUUUUGUUUUCCUGGUAAGCUUUAAGUGAAUUACUUAUGCUUAUUGGUCAAAGACCAUGGCCAGGAUCACUCCAAGGGAUCUUUAUAUGGAGCAUUCCUUGUAUGGAUACAAGCUAAUGUGCAGUUUGUCCUUUUGGCAGAGAUCUGGCACUCAUUUUUUUUUUUUCCUUUUUCUUUUUUUCUUUUUUUUUCUUUCUGAAUUAGAGACUGCAGUUUAUAAUUAUUUUUGAUUAACCUCCUUGUACUCUGCUUAAGACAAAAUCAUUCUCAGAUCGUUUUAGGAAUGUGCCUUCCUUGAAUUUUGUUGGCUACUACUCAUAGCAAUAAUGAAAAGCUGUGGCUGUACAAUGUAACCUUUCAUAGGCAAGACACUAAAAGUGCAUGUGUGCUUUGUGAAGUACGAGAUACUGGUGAAGCUUAGUAAAUAACUAAUGACAUUAAGAGAACUCCAUAUACAAGUAUUACCAACUAGGAUUUGGCUUUGGUUUUUGAUAGGAGGGGGAAGAGAGGAGACAUGGGAGAUUAAAAAUGAACUGGAUCCCUGUCAUGUUCAAAGUAUGUGGAUGCACAUAAAUAUUACACAAACUUACCAUGUCGUUAAGAGACCAUAAAGCUGUCCUCACCCUCAUUUUUCUUCUGCACCAAAUAACGACCCCUUUUUGCUCACCUUUCUUUAAAAACAGAUGUGCAAUUGCAGGAAUAGGAAGAGGUAAGCUUGAAUACCUUGAACUCCUGUCCUUUUAAACAAUUGAAUGCAUAUAGCCAAAAACUGGCAUCAGCAAGCAAGGCAGCUGCAGCACGUUCCAAAUAUUGCUCUAUUUAAAGCAUCCCAAGGCUCACAAGAACAACUGCAGAAGCAAACCUUAAAUCUUGUCAAUAAAACCAGCAGAGGGAGGAAUGGCAGAACCAGCCCCAGUCCCACUUUCCCGUCUCGUUGUCCCUAUUCUCCUUGCAGUUGGCUGGAUCGUGGGUUGUGCCCUGAUGGUUUACAUCGUCUUCUCCUGACAGAAUUUUAUUUGUCUUACAGGACAGAAGAAUUUCCAAUGAUGUUGACUGGAAGAACCUGAAAGUAAAUUGGAAUGCCGAAUGACACAAAUAUCUAUAAAAUGAAUUAUUUUUAAUAUCAGCUCUAGAUAUGGUGUAUACUUUUUAUCUGCAACAAAGGUGUGAAAUGCUAUGUAGGAAGAAUCAUUAAACCAAUUUCCUGAUUUUCAAA
Messenger RNA from Anas platyrhynchos (mallard), 4017 nucleotides. RefSeq names its product small transmembrane regulator of ion transport 1 (gene STRIT1). Lineage: Eukaryota; Metazoa; Chordata; Aves; Anseriformes; Anatidae. The record is from RefSeq and is a predicted model, not a curated record. Gene Ontology annotation, biological process: regulation of slow-twitch skeletal muscle fiber contraction; regulation of ATPase-coupled calcium transmembrane transporter activity.